Messenger RNA from Hyphopichia burtonii NRRL Y-1933, 1257 nucleotides. RefSeq lists its product as uncharacterized. Bases 1 to 1257 code for a protein of 418 amino acids. The transcript has 3 exons. Gene Ontology annotation, biological process: post-translational protein targeting to endoplasmic reticulum membrane. The record is from RefSeq and is a predicted model, not a curated record. Lineage: Eukaryota; Fungi; Ascomycota; Pichiomycetes; Serinales; Debaryomycetaceae. Gene Ontology annotation, cellular component: GET complex. Gene Ontology annotation, molecular function: ATP binding; ATP hydrolysis activity.
AUGGAUUUAGAAUUAGAGCCAAGCUUAGAGUCAAUAAUCACCCAGGAUUCUUUAAAGUGGAUUUUUGUUGGUGGUAAAGGUGGUGUUGGUAAAACCACUACGUCAUCAUCAGUAGCAGUUCAAUUAGCUUUAGCACAUCCAAAUGAUCAAUUUUUACUUAUUUCAACUGAUCCAGCACAUAACUUAUCAGAUGCAUUCUGUCAAAAGUUUGGUAAAGAUGCAAGACCGGUUGAAGGAUUAUCAAAUUUGUCAUGUAUGGAAAUUGAUCCCGAAGCAGCAAUGAGUGAUUUACAACAACAAGCUCAACAAUAUAAUAACGAUCCGAAUGAUCCUUUGAAAAGCAUGAUGAGCGAUAUGACUGGAUCUAUUCCAGGUAUCGAUGAAGCAUUAUCAUUUAUGGAAGUUUUGAAACAUAUUAAAAAUCAAAAAGCUAGUACUAAUGAUUCAAAUGAAAAAAAUGAAGCAAUUUCUUAUAAAACAAUUAUAUUUGAUACUGCACCAACUGGUCAUACUUUACGUUUCUUACAAUUACCAGCCACAUUAGAAAAAUUAUUAUCUAAAUUCAAAGAUUUAAGUGGGAAACUUGGUCCAAUGUUGAAUAUGUUAGGUGGUGGUCAACAACAGGAUAUGUUUGGUAAAUUGAAUGAAAUUCAAGUUCAAGUUGCGGAAGUUAACGAGCAAUUCACCAAUCCUGACUUAACCACAUUCAUUUGUGUUUGUAUUUCGGAAUUCUUAUCAUUAUAUGAAACUGAAAGAAUGAUUCAAGAAUUAAUGUCUUAUAAUAUGGAUGUUAACUCAAUUGUGGUUAAUCAAUUAUUAUUUGCUGAAGGUGACGAAUCCUCUUGUAAAAGAUGUGAAUCAAGAUGGAAAAUGCAAAAAAAAUACUUGGAUCAAAUGGGUGAAUUAUAUGAAGAUUACCAUUUAGUUAAAAUGCCUUUAUUAGGUUGCGAAAUUAGAGGGAUUGAAAAUUUGAAAAAAUUCUCUAAAUUCUUAAUCAAACCUUACGAUCCAAAAACUGACGGUGGUCUUUUACUUGCACCUAUUGAUUCGGGAAUUUUCAUCAUCAUGGCUAGAGGCAACCAAAGAGACCUUGCAAGAGCUAAGAACUUGAAGAAACAACAAGAAAACCAAAAAAAUCAGAAAAAAUCAGGAGAUCCUUCUAAAAGAAUGGAAAGUGAUGCUGAUAAAAUGAGAAGAAAACAAGCAGAAGCCGAUGCCAGAAAAGCAGCUGAUGCUGCUAAUGGUAGAAAGAAAUAA